AUGUUUGAUCCUUCUAUGUACGCCAGCUUCACCCCUCCCAUGCAACAGCAAGUUCGCCAACCGCCCCGCCAUCACUCAAUCGCCACUUCUCGCGUCGUUUCAACUGCGACUAGCACGCCACCACCCCCCAGGCCCCAGGUCACAGGAAACAUGGUCAAAGCGCAGCCGGCUUUCAAGCCCACGUGGCAGGGAUUCCUAGACACAACCAAAGAUGCCAUGACCGUAGUAGAAGCAGCACUUCAAGGCCGCCUCAGCCAUAUUAGUCGCAGACCGCAUGACAAAGAGCGCGCAGAGAUGCUUACUUCUGGAACCGUAUUGGUGUACGAGGAGAACGCCUCUGGUAUCAAGCGAUGGACCGAUGCUGUCCACUGGUCCCCAAGUCGGGUUAUGAACAACUGCCUCAUCUACCGCCAGCUCGUGCGCGCGUUGAAGCCAGAGGAGAAGAAGUCGGCCCUGAACCCAUCGUGCGGAACCAAGAGGAAGCGGAAGGAAAACAAUGGCCCCGUUAGGUCCAAGACUGGCGAAGUGCUAGAAAACUCAGAAGACGAGUAUGAAAAUCCCUCGUUCGAUCCCUCGCUAUCCGGCGAUGUCGACUCCAUGAACAAGGUGUACGCCAACUUUGCCCAGAGCUUGACACCCGAUCAACAGCGACGUUUCUGCGGCUCUCUCAUCGAUAGCUACGAGUUCAAAGAGGGUGGUUUGAUGAAGAAGACCAUCUCAGUCAAGUACCAGGGCACUCAUCACCAUGUCAUUUCUUAUUACAGUCUGGAGGACGUCGUGAGCGGAAAGCUCAAGCGACCAUUCCAAGAUCCAAAGCUCGCCGACAUCCAGCCAAGACCCGAGCUUUUGAAUGGUUGGAAGGUUAGCCUUGAAGAUGAGGAGAGCAAGGACAUGCCCCUUGUAGCAGGAUACCCACACCACAUCCAGCCAAGUCAUGUGCAGCAUCAUGUUAUCGGAGCUGUAACUCAAUCGAUCGGUGCUCAGGUGGCUCUGCAGCAGCCGUUCACCACACCGCAAUUUCCCGCGGCUCCCCACCCUCACUCAUACUAUGUAACGGAUCAGAAGUACGUUCCAGAGCAGAAGUACUCAUCUAAUGCGCACCACGGAUAUUAG
This is a messenger RNA of Alternaria alternata, 1113 nucleotides long. Its product is annotated as camp independent regulatory protein. The transcript is spliced from 2 exons. Bases 1 to 1113 code for a protein of 370 amino acids. Gene Ontology annotation, molecular function: DNA binding. NCBI's taxonomy places the organism in Eukaryota, Fungi, Ascomycota, Dothideomycetes, Pleosporales, Pleosporaceae. The record is from RefSeq and is a predicted model, not a curated record.